AGAACAGGUUGCAGAGUCUAGUGGAUUUAAUCAUGUGGAGAGAGGUCUCAAGAUCAGCAUUUGUCUUUGGGACUGGAACGUUCAUCAUAAUCUCAUCUUCUUACCCAAAGGAUAUCAAUGUGAGCUCUAUUUCCGUGAUGUCCUAUCUUGGCCUUGCUCAUCUCGCUGUCAUCUUCCUUUACAGAUCCUUCAUCUGCAGGGGAGUUAUAAAUUUUGAUCGCACAAAUCAUGUAUUGGGAGAGGAAGAAGCAAUUUGGGUAAUAAAACUGAUUCUGCCUUAUUUGAACGAGUUCCUGUUAAAACUCAGAGCCCUCUUUUCUGGUGAUCCUGGUACCACCAUGAAGAUGGCAGUUUUGCUCUUUGUUUUAGCCAGAUGGGGCAGCUCCAUAACUAUUUGGAAGAUGGCCAAAUUCGGCUUCUUUGUUGUCUUUAUGGCGCCAAAGCUUUACUCUCUCUAUUCUGCACAGUUAGCUUCAUACGCAAAUUCUUGGGUGAAGCGAGUGAGGGAAGGUUGGGAUUCAUGUAGUCACAAGAAAGCAGCGGGUAUCGGCAUCUUUGGCCUUGUGUGGAAUUUGUCAUCAGUCGUUGUUCGCAUCUGGGCAGUUUUUCUGCUAAUAGUAGCAUUAAGAUAUUAUCAACAAAAUCAAAUGGGAGGAGAUGAAUGGGGGGAGGAAGAAGAAGAAGAAGCAGCAUGUGAAGAAGUUGGAGUUGGAGGGCAUGGACCCACUUUUCUUCAAACAAAUAAACCCAAGAAAGCAUUUUAAGGGCAAUCCAUGGCGGAGUUGGUCCCACAUUUUGAAUGUGGUGUUCCAAUCUCAGGUACUUCAUUCAACCAUGAUAGCAGGAUCUGAAUCUCUCACAGCUUCUGAUAGUGAUAAGUGAUAGCAACUCACAGUGUUUUCUUUUCCCGCUGUAAAUUUUUGUUAGUUAGAGGGUUAUUUUGGGUAAGGAAAUU
Neltuma alba is the source of this 955-nucleotide messenger RNA. Its product is annotated as reticulon-like protein B21. The transcript has 8 exons. The record is from RefSeq and is a predicted model, not a curated record. NCBI's taxonomy places the organism in Eukaryota, Viridiplantae, Streptophyta, Magnoliopsida, Fabales, Fabaceae. Bases 33 to 764 code for a protein of 243 amino acids.